AUGUCGUACUACGGCGGUAUCCCGCGCGCGAAUAGCAUGUCUCCCGAAUAUGAGAUUCGUCGUGCUACCGACAGCGAGAUGGUGCGCGCCAUUCGGCACACCCAGCGACAGCCCGACAAGAUAAGGAAAGCUAGAAACAGCUUGAAUCGCAGUCCCUCUGACCACGAUCACUCCCGCUAUCUAGGUUUUGGCUCAACCCCUAGCGCUUUUGGCGCCAGCACCACGCCUGCCUUUGGUGGCUCAACAAACACAUCUACUGGAUUCGGAGCUUCUUCCGGCACCGGCGGAGGAUUCGGAGCUAAUACCCAAACCCAACCUAAUUCUCUCUUCGGCGGUCAAAACCGCACCACUACCGGAUUUGGUGCUUCCAAUAACACCACCGGUGGAUCUAUUUUUGGAGGCGCUCAAAGCACUCCUGCCACCACUGGCUUCGGUGGUACCGGCACAGGAUUCGGAUCAUCCGCCACCGGCACCGGCUUCGGCGCAAAUGCAAACACAAACACUGGCGGAGGACUCUUCGGUGCUGCCAAACCUGCGACUGGAUUCGGUGCUUCAACUACGGCCUCUGGAUUUGGUGGAGCUACUGGUGGUUUCGGAUCGACUGCGACCAACACUGCUGCCCCAGCUACAGGCUUCGGCGGCUCCGGCUCUGCUUUCCAGGGCGGCACUGGUGCCUGUGAAGGCACAGCCAGCACCCCAUUCAACGCCUUCACCGAGAAGGAUACCACCUCGAGCGCUACAAACCAUUACCAAAGUAUCGUUUUUCAGCAACCAUACAACAAAUUUUCUUUCGAGGAACUACGCCUAGCAGAUUAUCAACAGGGACGCCGAUUUGGCAACGGAAGUGGACAAGCUGGUGCCUUCGGCAACUCUGCAUUUGGUGGCAGUGGAUUCGGUGCUCAGCCUCAAACCAACACAACCGGCGGAUUCGGUGCAAGCACCACUCCAUUCGGCGGCGCUGCUACAAGCGCACCAUCUGCCUUUGGAUCAACCCCAACUACAGGCACAGGAUUCGGUGCCGCUAACUCCAACCCCUUGUUCGGAGGAGCUAAACCAGCAAACUCCUUGUUCGGCGGUGCCUCCAACACGACCACUCCUGCCACUUCGGGAGGCGGCAUGUUCGGCAACUCCACUCAAACCACUGGCGGGUUCGGCGCCAAUGCUGGCACUGGUUCCGGAACUGGAGGGUUCGGAAACACUGGUAGCUCUCUCUUCGGUAACAACAAUCAGCAGGCCAAGCCUGCCUUCGGUGCCACGAACACUGGAACCGGUGGUUUCGGUGGCUUCGGGGCCGGAAGCACCCAAACUACCACUGCUGCAAACCCAUUCGGAGCUUCCACUGCUACUGCAUCCCCCUUCGGCGGCGCAAACACUCAGCAGCAAGGAACAAGUGCCUUCGGAGGCUUCGGUGGCGCAAACCAACAGACCCAGAAUCAGACUCAAAACAAGGGAUUGUUCGGGGGUGGUGGUGGCUUCGGCACAAGUACUCAGCAGCCGUCGACUGGCACUGGCCUCCUAGGCGGUGCUACCGGCAGCACAGGUGGCGGCGGGCUGUUUGGUAACACCCAGCAGCAACAGCCUCAACAACAGGGUGGUGGUCUCUUUGGUGGACAGCAGCAACAACAGCAAACCGGCACUAGCGGCGGGCUGUUUGGCGGACAGAACCAGCAGCAGCAGAAGCCCGGUGGCCUCUUCGGGUCCUCUGCUACCAACACCACUGGAGGCGGAUUCGGAGGCUUUGGUAACACUCAGCCUCAGCAAAGCACUGGCACCGGAGGUGGCUUGUUCGGCAACACUCAGAACCAGCAGCAACAGCAAAAGCCCGGUGGUCUCUUUGGAAACAGCGGCGCUGGAGGAAGCAUGUUCGGUGGUGGUCAGAGCACUACUGGUACCGGCGGCUCAAUGUUCGGCGGCGGUCAGCCUCAACAACAACAGACUGGUGGCCUCGGCGGCAGUCUCCUCGGAAACUCGCAGUCCGGGCAGCAAUCUCAACCGGCCCCUGGAAGUUUCCAGGCUUCUCUUCUCGACGGAAACCCUUACGGAAGUCAGUCGAUCUUCUCCGGUCUCCCUGCACCAAAUGGCGCGUCUCCUGGUCCCCUCGCUACCCCAUUGUCCUCUAGCAUGAGACAGAAGCAGCGAGCUCCGCUGCCCAUGUACAAGGCCACCUCGACUUCCAACAGUCGUAUUAUCACGCCCCCCAAGCGUGGAUACGGUUUCUCUUACUCCACCUAUGGUUCACCUUCUAGCGUCACCGGUACUCCAUCUGGCUUGGGCAACAGCCUCUUGGGUGGCGGAAGCAACAGUCUCCGUGGCAGUCUCAAUGGUGGUAGCAUGGGUCGCACCUUCAGCAAGAGCUACUCCACCAGCAACCUUCGCAAUACCUUUGACCCAGAGUCAAGCAGUGUCCUUUCUCCCGGUGCUUUGCAGCCGGGUAGCACCCGUAGUGGAAGCGGCUUGAAGCGUCUUACCAUCAAUCGUGGUCUGAGAUCCGAUCUCUUCGAGAAGCCUGCGAGCCCUGCACCCAUCACCAACGGAGAUGACUCUGACAAGUUGAAGAAGAAGGUCAGCUUUGAUUCCACCUCUCCUGGUCCCACUGGUUCCGAGAUCGUCCCCGUCGAGCCCAAAAGUCCCGAGCCCACUGCCGAGGAGCUCGGUUUCCUUCGCUCUGUCCGUAAGAGUGGAAGCCUGAACGGUGUUGAGGUCACUGCCUCUGGUCGUCCUGAAAUGAAGUCUGUCAGCCGCGAUCUCGCCAUUGUCCCCGAGAACGGUCCAGCUACUACUAACGGCGCUACUGUCAAGCGUCUGACCUUCAUUCCUGGUGGUGACCCCAAGCCCGGUGAGUACUGGAUGGAGCCUUCUCGCGCUUCACUUAGCAAGAUGAGCCGCGAGCAGCUGAAGCACGUCGUCGACUUCACUGUCGGACGUCAGAACUGCGGAUCCGUCACUUUCAAUGGCGAGGUUGAUCUGAGUACCAUUGACGUGGAUCACUUGUUUGAUAACAUUGUCAACAUCGGCCUUCGCAAGAUCACCGUCUACCCCGAUGAGUCCAUCAAGCCCCCCAUGGGCAAGGGACUGAACGUGCCUUCUACUCUGCGCAUCGAGAACUCCUGGCCCCGUGGCAGAGACAGGAAGAGCAACUCUCCUGUCACUAGCGGCCCUCUCUUCGACAAGCACAUUGAUCGUCUCCAGAAAGUCGGCGAUACUGAGUUUGUCAAUUACGAGACUGAGACCGGUACCUGGGUUUUCAAGGUUCCUCACUUCACUACCUACGGACUUGACUAUGAUGAGGACGAGGAAGGUGAGAGUCUUGACCAAAGCACUAUGAGUGCCGCCGGACCUGACCAUCCUACCCCCAAGGCUCACUACGAUCACCCCGCGAGCUUCGAGCAGUCCACCACUUUCUCCAUCGAUGAAUCCUUCGUUGGCUCCAUGGUCGGUGUCGACGACGAUACUUUUGACUUUAAGAAGCGCAAGGUUGUUCCCGGCUCUUUUGGUAGCCAGGCCAUGGCUGCGGAGGAUGAUGACAUGCUUUCCGAGGGCGAGACGGAGUCUUUUUUAGAGGAAGGCUCCACGGGUUCGACUACUGAGCAAGACGACGACGUCGUCACCGAAAGCCAGCAAUCUGGCGAUUCGGUAGUUGGAUCAGAUGAGGCAGAUGAAAUGGAUAUGGCUGGUGCCUUUCCCACUCCUCAUCGUACCGUGGAGCGGGACCACUACCAGGGUACUAACGGUGCCUUGGAUACCACUCACCCUAUGAGACACUUCGGCAGCCCUGCUAAGCCUCAGCUUGAUCUCAGUGGCGACUGGGCUGAGCAAUUGCAGCGCACCAUUAGUCCUCGCAAGCAGAACCGCGACGCGUUGCGUGAAAUGCAGGCGAAUGCCUUUAUGGAUCGUGACCUCGCUGAAGACGAAUCUCUCUCGAACACUGCGACAGCUUCUCCCAAGAAGGGCUUCUCUAAUAGCAUUGACCUGAUGAACUCUCUGUUUCAACAGCCGGGCAGGAGAGCUGCUCCUUCUCCGCUGAAGCCUGCCAAGGCACAGUCCAAAGGCAUUGAGUGGCCAUACAACAAACAACCCAAAACCUUCGCCGGUGAUGCAACUGAAAUGUCCGACAUCGAUAUUGCCUUCCAUGACUCUUUCAAACCGCGCUGGGGCCCCCAAGACACUCUUGUCUGCGGAAAGACCGAUAUGCAGGAAACUAUCUCAGAAGUGUCUCAGACCUGGAAGGAGAACUUUACUGUUUUCAGCGAAGGAGGAGACGUUGCAGUCAUGACUUACAACAAAACUAGCGAGGCAAAGGAGAUGCUUGACGUCCAGCGACAACAAUCUACAAUCCAACGUGUCGAUGGCACCCCUCUCGUUCGUAUGGCUAGUCCCGAGCUUUGGCAGUUCCCCUUGUCUCCUUCCAGCCGUUCCCAAUCUGAGGAUGAGGCCCUGGUGUGGCAACUCCUCAACAUUCUGUUCAACGAUGAUAUCGAAGAUGACAUUUCAGCUGGUGUCCCACCAAAACUCCAGCAGAAGUUUGCCCACCGUAUCAAGAAGGAUCGUCUCACUCGUUUCUUGGAGGGCGUCAUCCGCGAGAAGAACCCCAACCUCGAUAUGAUCCGAUCACCUGUUGAGCGCGCUGUCCAUUUGAUGUGCGCCCACCGAGUUCAAGAAGCGUGCACCACUUUGGUGGAGAGUCAAAACCCACAUCUGGCUACUGUGGUGGCACAGAUUGGCCGCGAUGCUACCUCCCAAGCCGACAUCGCGAACCAGAUUGAGAUGUGGCGCCAGAAUAAUGUGCUUUCGGAAAUGAGUGAACCUGUGCGAGCUCUCUACGAACUGGUUGCUGGAAAUGCUCUCCGCAGUGAGGGCAAGACCGGCGGUGCCCUUGAGGACCGUGCUUCCAGCUUCGGCUUCACCGAGCGCUUCGAUCUAAACUGGUUCCAGGCCUUUGGUCUUCGCUUGUGGUACUGCACUACGGAGGAUCAGCCUAUUGAAGCUGCUGUUGCCAAAUACCUUGAGGACCUGGCUACCGGACAGGAACAGGCCUUCCCUCAUCCUUCGCAUGAAGCUAGUCCUCGUGCUGUCCCCCAGCCUGGCUCUGAUACUCUUGGUCAUGAAUCUCCACUUUGGGUUCUGCUCAAGGCCUACUCUGCCACCCAGGGACUGAAGACCCAGUCUAUCGAAUUCCCUGCUGCUCUCCUCCCUGAAACUGUCUCCGGUGACCGUCUCUCGAAUCGUCUCUCAUUCCAGCUUCACCACGUUCUUGCUGCGACUGUCGGACAAAGCUCUGCGAUCACGGUCAACCAGCACCAGGCCGACCAUCUCGUCUGGGACUUUUCCUCAGAACUCAGUGCAAGCGGAGAUCUCAAGCAAGCCCUGUUCGUCCUUCUGCACCUUUCCCAGGCCAAUGACCGCAAGCGCGCCGUGCAAGAGACCCUCGCCCGCUCCGCCGCCCAACUCCCGGAGCCCCUCACCGCCGACGGCUCUGUUGACCCGGCAUGGCACUACCUCGUCUCAGACCUCCAACUCCCCGAGGCCUGGAUCUGGGUCGCCAAGGCCCUCUACGCCCGCGACAUUGGCGACGCUGCUCGCGAAGUCGACUGUCUCAUUCACGGCAAACAUUGGAACGACGCCCACGCCACCUUCUGUCGCAUCGUCGCCCCCUCCGCCAUCAUCGAGGGUGACUACAGCACUCUGGAGACUCUGGUCUCAGGCUUCGGUGAUGGACCUGAACGCAAGAUGCGCGGCUGGGCUUCCGGCGGCGGCGUUUACGAAGAUUUCCUGCGUUUGGUGACUGCCCCCAGCGGUCGACGCGACGCAACCCGUCUGAAUCGCCUUGUUAAUGCCCUCGUUACAAUGAGCGAUCGCAUUGAAGGAUCCGGAAUGGAGGGAUUGGAAGAGCGCGUCGCGUUCAAGGAGAUGAGCCGCGCAGUCACAGGCUGGAUUACACACGAGGAUGUCCAAUUCGUUGAAUCAUCCAUGCUCCUUGGCCUCCCCCUUACAGGCGAUGCACGCAUCGCCCAAACAGCAGAAAUGAGCCGCCGCUACUACGGCGUGAUUAUGGCAGGUGGCCAUUGA
This is a messenger RNA of Penicillium antarcticum, 6066 nucleotides long. RefSeq lists its product as uncharacterized. The record is from RefSeq and is a predicted model, not a curated record. Gene Ontology annotation, molecular function: structural constituent of nuclear pore. The coding region runs from base 1 to 6066 and encodes 2021 amino acids. Gene Ontology annotation, biological process: post-transcriptional tethering of RNA polymerase II gene DNA at nuclear periphery; protein import into nucleus; RNA export from nucleus. Gene Ontology annotation, cellular component: nuclear pore; nuclear pore cytoplasmic filaments. The transcript is spliced from 4 exons. NCBI's taxonomy places the organism in Eukaryota, Fungi, Ascomycota, Eurotiomycetes, Eurotiales, Aspergillaceae.